Apis laboriosa (Himalayan honeybee) is the source of this 2769-nucleotide messenger RNA. RefSeq names its product monocarboxylate transporter 12 (gene Sln). The record is from RefSeq and is a predicted model, not a curated record. The transcript has 6 exons. Bases 420 to 2504 code for a protein of 694 amino acids. Gene Ontology annotation, molecular function: monocarboxylic acid transmembrane transporter activity. Gene Ontology annotation, biological process: transmembrane transport; monocarboxylic acid transport. Lineage: Eukaryota; Metazoa; Arthropoda; Insecta; Hymenoptera; Apidae.
CCCUUAGACCGAGUCAGGAGAACUUUGGAGAACGUGCAAAUGGUGGGAAGGAAAUCGAGGAAGCAUAGAUAACAAGAAAAUUAAGUCGGGUGGACCGAUUCUGAUAAAGUGUGUAUAACUACAACCAAGAAACUUAAAGAUUUGAACAAAGAGAAAGGACGCAAAAAUAGAGCAUCUUGAUUGACAUUUAAUAAGACGGAUAGAGAAAAAUAUAGAAAACGUAGUGAAGAAUACAUAAAUAGAAAUAUAGAACAAUAGUGAAACAAAAGUUCCGUUUUUCAAAAAAAGAAGAAACAUAGAAGAAGAUAGUAUAAUAAGUAAAAGAAGACAGUUUGCCAGCUAAAGCAAACGAAGGGGAAGAAAAGUAACAUAACUCCAAUGUAUUACGGUCCCCCUCGCGUAAACGAAGUUACAGAAAUAUGUCGUUACCACGAGAAUGGUGCCUGCAGGAUUCGGUCGAACGUGACGCUGUCGUACCGACGACAGCGUCGCAGGAGAUGGUCGGCACGACUGUCAUCGACGAAAAUAUGAAUCAACAAAAUCAACUGGGUUCCCUUUUGUCUAUACAUUCAGCACCCGUCUUCGAUUUAAGUACAGGUGUGCCAUCGCCUAAGAGACCAGCCUCUUUAGCCGUCCAGGCGACAGCAACCUCGACGCCAGUUGUACCACCGCAUCUUCAAAGUCCAGAGACGAUAGAGGACGAAGAUAACGACAAUCUCUUGACUAUAUCGAGUCUCACGGCUAGGCCGUUGAUUGCCAAAUCUCGAGAACUUCGAUCAACUAAAAACUCUAAUACGAAAAAGAAGAAACCUAAAAAAAGCGAAACGAAAAAAAAAUCAAGAAAUAUCACAUACGUUCCAUUAGAUGGUGGUUACGGUUGGAUUAUCGUAUUCGGGGCGUUUUUUGUUCAGUUUUGGGUGACUGGACUUAUGAAAUCUUAUGGAGUGCUAUAUGUUGAGGUGAUGGAAACAUUUAAGGAUUCCUCAGCAUCUGUCGCUUCUUGGAUACCAGCUAUUUUAUCUUGUCUUUGUCUCGCACUUGCUCCAGUGACGAGUAUGUUGUGUCAGAAAUACAGUUGUCGGGCUGUCGUUUUCGUCGGUGGAUUAUUUUGCGCUUUAGGAUUAACAAUAAGUUAUUUUGCCACGAGCUUGAUACAUCUCUUUUUUACAUUCGGUGUUUUGACAGGAAUUGGUGGUGGUCUUUCGACAACACCAGGUAUUAUCCUCGUUUCUCAAUAUUUCGACAAGCAUCGUGCCCUAGCAAAUGGUAUAUGUGUAUCUGGUACAGCAGCUGGUAGUUUUGUAUUUCCACUUCUAAUUAAGAUUCUAGUGGAUAAUUUUGGUUUUCACGGUACCAUUCUCCUACUUGGCGGUUGCAUGUUGCACGUGUGUGUAAGUGCAACUCUAUAUCGGCCUUUAGAGAACAACUACGCGCCGGAAGAUUUGAAGAUACCAGAAAAAGAGGAAAAGGUUGAAUAUACAAAGGAAUUAGAGUCAGCAAAACAACAAAAGUUAGAUUUAAUAUUCGCUAACGACUCAACUGCAAAACAUAAUCUGUUGAACGAAUUAUUUCAUCAGAACAGUGUGGUGACGGUCGAACUGACAGACAGCGAUGAAGAGAAGGAUGUGAUGGGUGAAGGUCUCCAGAUGAAACCAAUCUCGAAAAUACGUAGUUCAAGUAUAUUGCAUAGUGUCGAAGAUUUGUCGACCGAUUCCACGUGUGUAUACAAAGCCAGAUCAUCGUUAAGAUCACUAAAGUCGUCGAUUACGGUAGUAUGUCCAGAACGAACUUCAAUUCCUCAAAACGAAGCACAACUGCCGGAGGAAAAGAAAACAUUAAUGCAGAGAAUAACACAAUAUAUCGAUUUAUCUCUAUUAAAAAAUCCUCAAUUCAUCAUGAUGUGCUUUUCCGUUAGUCUGAUGUCAACUGGGAGUCCAUAUAUGCUCUAUUAUCUUCCGGCAUAUGUGCAUGCUGCUGGUUAUACAAAGUCAGAAGCUGGAUACUUGGUAGCUAUUUCCGCCGCGCUUGAUUUAUGCGGAAGAUUAGGACUUGGAUGGCUUUCAGAUUUAAAGCUUUUUGAUCGACGGAAAGGAUAUAUCGGAAGUGUUGUGGGUGCUGGUGUAGCAGUAUUGGCAAUUCCAAUGGCCCAUUCUUUCUAUGUGUUGGCAUGUUCCGUAGGCAUGUAUGGAUUAUGCUUGGGCUGUUGGUUUCUUUUGGUUCCCGUCCUUCUUGCAGACCAAUACGGAACUGAUAAAAUAUCUUCUACUUACGGUCUUGUUAGGAUGUUCCAGAGCGUCGGAGCAAUUUCUAUUCCGCCUUUAGCAGGAUACCUACGCGAUGUAACCGGAAGUUACUCCGUAUGUUUUCUAUGCAUGGGCACAUGCAUGGUUAUGGGAGGUCUACCUCUACUUCUGAUUUUUAACGAAGUAUCGAAUUCAUCGAAGAUGACUGUUAAUAAUGUCAAGAACAAUAACUGUCAAGGAGAAGCGAUUGCAAAAAAAUAAAGAUAUUUUGCGAAUGUGAUUGAAUGUGUAAUAGAAAUCUAAUAAAUCACCACAUUUGUCGCUACAAUUAUUCCACUAUGAUGUAUUAAUUGGUUCAGUGUAUUCGAAACGUUUACAUAAAAUACCUCGUUUGCUGCAGAGAAUGAAGAAUUGCGGCAGAUCCUGCGAUGAAAGAAAUAAUCUUAGUAGGAAAUACAUAUUUUUCAUACAAACAGAUGUAAUUAAACACAGUGAUCUUUAAUAAAAAUUGUAUUCUUUUCAUUAA